GGAGUUGGCCACAGACAGGCGUGCGGCGGCAUCAUCCUCAACAACUGCGCCAUCCUUACCGCUGCUCACUGCACCAUUGGACACACAAUUGCCUGAUGGCGCGCACGUGUGGGAUCCGACUUUGCAAACCGCAAUGGAAUUGAAAUUAAUACUGCACAAAUCAUCAACCAUCCGAGCUACAACAGGUGGACUAUUGAUAACGAUAUUGCUGUUCUCCGCAUGGCGUCCACCAUUCCCAUAGGUUCAAAUACUGUUCAGGCUGGCAGAAUCGCUGGUGUCAACUAUAAACUUGGUGAUGGCCAAGUUGUGUGGGCCACUGGAUGGGUUACGCCACGUGCAAAUCUGGACCAUCAACCAGGCUAUUUGCAGACAGCGCUACGCUACUGUAGGCGGCUCUAUCACUGACAACAUGCUGUGCUCCGGCUGGCUGGACGUAGGCGGUCGCGACCAGUGCCAGGGUGACUCCGGUGCUCCUCUCUACCACAACGGAGUGGUCGUCAGUGUCUGCUCCUGGGGCCGCGACUGUGCCGAUCCAUUCUUCCCUGGUGUCAACGCCCGUGUAUCUCGAUUCACCGGCUGGAUUCAAAACUACGCUUAAAAUGCUUUUACUUCAUGUUACGACUAAUAAAUUGCAAGUUUCUUAAUAAAAAAAUUGCUUUAAAAACUGUGUUUUUAGCUUAGGUAGCAAAUGCGUUAAAACGGCUGAUACAAUACAAUUUAAUUAAACAAAUUGAUAGAACAUAGCAAAUUGAACACUGUCUGUAAGUUGAAAUUAUCAGACUUCAGGAGACGCUUCAGUAUGACACCAAUGUUAAACUGUUCUCGUGCUAUGGAGAAAUAAUAAUUAUGCCAUUAUUGUAACAACCUGACCUACAAAGUCACUAAGAGUCCCUUAGUUGUAUGACCUCGUAUGUGGUUAAUGUAAUUUUGUGUAUUAUUUUUUUUGUUAAAUGCUGGGAGGUUUAUUAUAAUUAAUUAUUUCUAAAAUGAAAAAU
This is a messenger RNA of Ostrinia furnacalis (Asian corn borer), 995 nucleotides long. RefSeq names its product trypsin, alkaline A-like. The record is from RefSeq and is a predicted model, not a curated record. Gene Ontology annotation, biological process: proteolysis. The transcript is spliced from 3 exons. Gene Ontology annotation, molecular function: serine-type endopeptidase activity. Lineage: Eukaryota; Metazoa; Arthropoda; Insecta; Lepidoptera; Crambidae. The coding region runs from base 296 to 598 and encodes 100 amino acids.